Molecule: messenger RNA, 8771 nt
Organism: Polypterus senegalus (gray bichir)
Lineage: Eukaryota; Metazoa; Chordata; Cladistia; Polypteriformes; Polypteridae
Gene: scn1laa
Product: sodium channel, voltage-gated, type I-like, alpha
Exons: 27
Coding region: 330-6344 (2004 amino acids)
Biological process (GO): neuronal action potential; membrane depolarization during action potential; sodium ion transmembrane transport
Cellular component (GO): plasma membrane; voltage-gated sodium channel complex; axon
Molecular function (GO): voltage-gated sodium channel activity
Source: RefSeq, a predicted model, not a curated record
AGUCAUGAAUGACCGGAAGCGAUCGGGUUGUGACAAGACGAGCCUCGCAGCGGAUGCGAGCCUGUCUCCUCCGAGUGCGUUUCAUUUCUGAAAUCGGAGAAGAGAUAUUGGAAUAUUACGGCGACAACGACAGUAAACGGCGCUCGUUCUGGUCCGUCGGAGGCAGGGCGUCAUCCUUCCCGAUCGAGAGUGUCUGACGCACUCGCACGGAAAAAGAAGUGCAGAGCUCGAGAUUCGCGACUGGAAACGACGGCACACCUGCCUCGCUUGAUUAUGCACUUUCUUAUGCAGAAGGCUACAAGUUAACUCUGAAGUUGCAGGAUGAAAAGAUGGCGCAACUGCUUGUACCGCCGGGACCAGACAGCAUCCACCCGUUUAGCCGGGAAUCUCUUCAGGCUAUUGAAAAGCGCAUUGCAGAAGAGAAAGCCAAGAAACCCAAAGGAGACCGUCACGAUGAUGAUGAUGAAAAUGGCCCAAAGCCAAACAGAGAUUUGGAGGCCGGAAAAUCACUACCAUUUAUUUAUGGUGACAUACCUAAAGGAAUGGUAUCAGAACCCUUGGAGGACCUGGACCCUUAUUACAUCAAUGAAAAAACCUUUAUAGUAUUGAACAGAGGGAAGGCAAUCUUCCGAUUUAGCGCCACACCUGCCUUGUACAUCUUAAGUCCUUUCAAUCCUCUUAGAAGAAUAGCUAUUAAGAUUUUGGUACAUUCAUUGUUCAGCAUGCUAAUCAUGUUAACCAUUUUGACCAACUGUGCGUUUAUGACCUUGAGUAAUCCCCCAGACUGGGCAAAGAAUGUAGAGUACACAUUCACUGGAAUUUACACAUUUGAAUCCCUCAUAAAAAUUCUCGCAAGAGGCUUCUGUAUAGAUAAAUUUACCUUCUUGCGUGACCCAUGGAACUGGUUGGAUUUCAGUGUUAUUGUUAUGGCGUAUGUAACAGAAUUUGUAAACCUAGGCAAUGUUUCAGCUCUUCGAACUUUCAGAGUAUUGAGAGCUUUGAAAACUAUUUCUGUAAUCCCAGGCCUGAAGACCAUUGUGGGAGCCCUGAUCCAGUCUGUAAAGAAGCUCUCGGAUGUAAUGAUUUUGACUGUGUUUUGUCUAAGUGUCUUUGCACUAAUAGGGCUGCAACUAUUUAUGGGCAAUUUAAGACAUAAAUGUAUACGAUGGCCACUUCCUAAUUCUACACAAGUCAGCACAGCUUCCCCCUUCACCGACACAUUGGAUGUAGAAACAGCUCAAUUUAAUUGGACAGAUUACAUCAACGAUGAAAGAAAUUACUACUUCAUUCCUGGACAGAAGGACGCUUUGCUCUGUGGCAAUGGCAGUGAUGCCGGGCAAUGUCCUGAGGGCUUUAAAUGUAUAAAGGGUGGCAGAAAUCCAAACUAUGGAUAUACAAGUUUUGACUCAUUUAGUUGGGCUUUCUUGUCCUUGUUUCGACUGAUGACUCAAGACUACUGGGAGAACCUCUAUCAGCUGACAUUACGAGCAGCUGGGAAGACAUACAUGAUCUUUUUUGUGCUGGUAAUAUUCUUGGGGUCCUUCUACCUUGUCAACUUGAUUCUGGCUGUUGUCGCCAUGGCCUAUGAAGAGCAAAAUCAAGCAACACUUGAAGAAGCUGAGCAAAAGGAAGCGGAGUUCCAAGCAAUGUUGGAGCAACUAAAACGGCAACAAGAAGAUGCACAGGCCGCAGCUGCAGCUGCGGCUGCUGCAGCAGAGAGUGAGGAUUACAGUGGGGGCGACCAUCUGACGGAGAGCUCAUCUGAAGCAUCCAAGUUAAGUUCUAAGAGUGCCAAAGAGCGGCGAAACAGAAGGAAGAAGAGGAAGCAGAAGGAAGAGGAGGAAGAGAAAGGUGACUAUGAAAAGUUUCGGAAAUCAGAAUCCGAAGACAGCAUCAAAAGAAGAGGCUUUGGAUUCUCCAUUGAUGGAAAUAGGUUGACAUAUGAGAAGCGAUAUUCCUCGCCUCAUCAGUCGCUGCUAAGCAUCCGGGGAUCAUUGUUUUCACCCAGGCGGAACAGCAGAGCAAGUCUGUUUAGCACCAGGGGACGAUCAAAGGAUGUCGGGUCUGAGAACGACUUUGCAGAUGAUGAGAUCAGCACCUUUGAAGACAAUGACAGCCGAAGAGGUUCACUUUUUGUCCCGCAAAGACAGGAGCGACGCAACAGUAGCAUCAGCCAGAACAGUCGGUUGUCCAGAUUGAUGCAAGUGCUUCCUGUGAAUGGAAAGAUGCAUUCCAGCGUUGACUGCAAUGGAGUGGUGUCUCUAGUUGGUGGACCAUCUGGGCCGACUUCACCUGUUGGACGACUUCUGCCAGAGGUGAUAAUAGAUAAGCCAGCUACUGAUGACAACGGAACGACCACAACAGAAACUGACAUAAAGAAGAGAAGAUCUGGCUCUCAUAAUAUGUCCAUGGACUACCUUGCGGAUCCCACAGCAAGACAGCGAGCUUUAAGUGUUGCAAGCAUAUUGACAAAUACAAUGGAAGAACUUGAAGAGUCACGACAAAAAUGUCCACCAUGCUGGUACAAGUUUGCCAACACAUACCUUAUCUGGGACUGCUGCCCCUGGUGGCUUAAAGUAAAAGAGAUUGUAAACCUGAUUGUUAUGGAUCCUUUUGUAGAUCUCGCUAUUACCAUCUGCAUUGUUUUAAACACGCUAUUCAUGGCCAUGGAACAUUAUCCAAUGACAGAGGAAUUCAACCAUGUGCUUUCAGUGGGGAACCUGGUGUUUACUGGGAUAUUUACUGCAGAAAUGGUGUUCAAAAUUAUUGCUAUGAACCCUUAUUACUAUUUUCAAGAAGGUUGGAAUAUUUUUGAUGGCAUCAUCGUGAGUCUGAGCUUAAUGGAGCUGGGUCUGGCAAACGUUGAAGGACUCUCCGUACUGAGAUCUUUCAGAUUGCUGAGAGUUUUCAAACUAGCAAAGUCGUGGCCAACGUUGAACAUGCUGAUCAAGAUUAUAGGCAACUCUGUAGGCGCUCUUGGCAACCUGACCCUGGUGCUGGCCAUCAUUGUGUUUAUUUUUGCCGUGGUUGGAAUGCAACUGUUUGGAAAAAGCUACAGAGACUGCGUGUGCAAAAUUUCGGAGGAUUGUGAACUCCCCCGCUGGCACAUGUUUGAUUUUUUCCAUUCUUUCCUAAUUGUGUUCCGGGUGCUUUGCGGGGAAUGGAUUGAGACCAUGUGGGAUUGUAUGGAGGUUGCCGGUCAGAGCAUGUGCCUUGUUGUUUUCAUGAUGGUUAUGGUCAUUGGGAAUCUUGUGGUACUAAAUUUGUUCCUGGCUUUGCUGCUGAGCUCAUUUAGCGCAGACAACUUGGCUGCCACAGAUGAUGACAGUGAGAUGAACAAUCUGCAGAUUGCCGUGGGAAGGAUUCAGAGGGGCAUUGACUUUGUUAAGUCAUCGUUUCGGGACUUCUUUCAGAAUAUAUGCCUCAGAAGGAAAAAGGUCCUGGAUGAAAUCAAACCUCUUGAUGACCUACAGAACAAAAAAGACAGCUGCAUCUCUAACCAUACCACCGUCGAGCUCACCAAAGAGCCUGACGUAAUAUUUAAAGAUGGCAAUGGGACAACAAGCGGAAUAGGAAGCAGCGUGGGAAAGUUCAUGAUCGAUGAAAGCGAUUACAUGUCUUUCAUACAUAACCCGAGCCUGACUGUUACGGUACCAAUUGCCGUUGGUGAGUCUGACUUUGAGAACCUCAACACAGAGGACUUCAGCAGCGAGUCAGACCUAGAAGGCAGCAAAGAGAAACUCGAUCAGACCAGUUCCUCUGAAGGGAGCACCGUCGACAUCAGAUCUCCAGGGGAAGGAGAGCCAGUUGAAAUUGAGCCAGAGGAGUCUCUUGAUCCAGAAGCUUGCUUCACUGAAGGAUGUGUGAGAAAGUUUCAGUGUUGCCAAGUGAACAUUGAAGAAGGUAAAUGGAAAAUGUGGUGGACCCUGAGGAAAACAUGCUUCAGAAUAGUAGAGCACAACUGGUUUGAAACAUUCAUUAUUUUUAUGAUUCUUCUCAGCAGCGGUGCCCUGGCAUUUGAAGACAUUUACAUUGAACAGAGGAAGACUAUCAAGACUAUUUUAGAAUACGCUGAUAAAGUGUUUACCUAUAUCUUUAUCCUGGAAAUGCUUCUGAAGUGGGUCGCCUAUGGCUUUGUGAGGUAUUUUACCAAUGCCUGGUGCUGGCUGGACUUUCUUAUUGUUGAUGUGUCCUUAGUCAGCUUAGCAGCUAAUGCCUUGGGCUAUUCGGAACUAAGUGCCAUUAAGUCUCUUAGAACUCUGAGAGCAUUGAGACCUUUAAGGGCCCUGUCACGGUUUGAAGGGAUGAGGGUGGUUGUCAAUGCUCUUAUUGGAGCGAUUCCAUCCAUCAUGAAUGUGCUCCUGGUGUGUCUUAUAUUCUGGCUCAUUUUUAGCAUAAUGGGGGUGAACCUGUUUGCUGGAAAAUACUAUUAUUGUGUUAACACCACUAACGACGAACGAUUCGAUGUUUCUGUCGUAAACAACAAAACUGAGUGCUUAGCACUUAAUGAAAGUGGACGUUGGAAGAAUGUAAAGAUCAACUUUGACAACGUUGGAGCUGGAUACCUUGCUCUACUACAAGUGGCCACCUUUAAAGGAUGGAUGGACAUUAUGUAUGCUGCAGUGGAUUCACGUAAUGUGGAAGAUCAACCUAAGUAUGAAGUUAACUUGUACAUGUACAUAUACUUUGUUAUUUUCAUCAUUUUUGGAUCCUUCUUCACAUUAAACUUGUUCAUUGGUGUGAUUAUUGACAACUUCAAUCAACAGAAGAAAAAGUUUGGAGGUCAAGACAUCUUCAUGACCGAAGAACAAAAGAAAUACUACAAUGCAAUGAAGAAGCUUGGAUCAAAGAAACCACAAAAACCUAUACCUAGACCAUCGAACAAGUUCCAAGGAUUUGUCUUCGAUUGUGUAACAAAACAGGCCUUUGAUAUCACAAUCAUGAUUCUGAUUUGCCUUAACAUGGUUACGAUGAUGGUUGAAACAGACGACCAGACUAAAGAAACAGAAAAUAUCCUCUAUUGGAUUAAUCUUGUGUUUAUAGUACUUUUCACUGGCGAAUGUGUGCUGAAGUUGAUCUCUCUACGACAUUAUUACUUCACAAUUGGAUGGAAUAUUUUUGACUUUGUGGUAGUCAUUCUUUCAAUUGUUGGCAUGUUUCUUGCAAAUAUCAUUGAAAAGUACUUUGUGUCUCCAACCUUAUUCAGAGUCAUCCGACUCGCCAGGAUCGGCCGCAUCCUACGUCUUAUUAAAGGAGCAAAAGGAAUCCGCACACUUCUGUUUGCCUUGAUGAUGUCACUUCCUGCCUUGUUCAACAUUGGUCUUCUUCUGUUUUUAGUUAUGUUCAUCUAUGCCAUUUUUGGCAUGUCAAAAUUUGCCUACGUCAAAAAGGAAUCAGGUAUUGAUGAUAUGUUCAACUUUGAAACAUUUGGCAACAGUAUGAUUUGCUUGUUUCAGAUUACCACUUCUGCUGGGUGGGAUGGCUUGCUGGCACCCAUUCUUAACAGUAGAAAGCCAGACUGUGAUAGUGAAAAAGACCAUCCAGGGAGCUCUGUGAAAGGAGACUGUGGAAACCCAUCUGUGGGGAUCUUCUUCUUUGUCAGCUAUAUCAUCAUAUCGUUUUUGAUUGUAGUAAACAUGUACAUUGCUAUCAUCUUGGAGAAUUUUAGCGUUGCUACGGAGGAGAGUGCAGAGCCCCUUGGUGAAGACGAUUUUGAAAUGUUCUACGAAGUGUGGGAGAAAUUUGAUCCUGAUGCAACUCAGUUUAUGGAAUAUGCUAAGCUGUCCAAUUUCGCUGAUGCGUUGGAGCCCCCACUUCGAGUACCAAAGCCCAACAAAAUUGCAUUGAUUGCUAUGGACCUACCUAUGGUGAGCGGGGACCGCAUUCACUGCCUUGAUAUAUUGUUUGCUUUCACAAAACGUGUGCUGGGAGAGGGUGGAGAAAUGGAUGCCCUUCGUGGUCAAAUGGAAGAGCGUUUCAUGGCAUCCAAUCCUUCCAAGGUAUCUUAUGAGCCAAUUACAACAACUCUGCGCCGGAAACAAGAGCACGAGUCUGCCAUUAUUAUCCAGAGAGCGUUCAGGCGCUACCUGGUUAUACAGACUGUUAAAAAGGCCUCUUUUAUAUACAAAGAAAAAAGCAAAGGAGGAGGGAAUUUACUGGACAAGGAGGAAAUGGUGAUUGACAAAUUUAACGAAAACUCCAUGACAGAAAAAACGGACAUGACCCCAUCGACAACAUCUCCACCCUCUUACGACAGCGUGACAAAACCAGACAAAGACAAAUAUGAGAAAGACAAGGGAGAAAAGGAAAACAAGGGAAAAGAUGUCAGGGAGUAUAAAAAGUAAAACUACAAAAUAAAAAAAAAAACAAAAAAUGCAAACUCAUAAAAUUUCAUUUAUAUGACAAAAUUGUUUACAGCCUGUGAAGGUGACCUCUUUGUGUCAACUGGACUCCUUUAUUGUUGGAGAUCUAUGCCAAACUGACAGUGCUUAACUAAUCUACAAAUAUAAGGUCAGUGCCUAAAUCAAGGCAGUGACCCUCGUCAGGCAAUGCUGACUCACAGUUGCAGAGGGGAGUCGAAAAUCCUGACGAGAGGUUACUGUUUUAACUACCAGCUGACACUGCUCAAGGGAAGAGUCGAAAUGGCAACUCGGACUGUAGGGGCCAGACAAUGGGACCAGAAGACAUUUUGUUUUGAGUGUUGUUUAAACCUGAAACACUUUAGUAUGAUAACUAUUAAAAACUACAAUUACACCCAGUGUCUUGCAUUCCAACUGCCAUAUUUUUUAUUUUUUAUUUAUUUAUUUUUUACAAAAUAUAUGUAGUUGGUUGGUUUAAUUGUUUUCAAUUCUUAGGCUUAUUGUUUACUAUAUGUGACUAUUUUUGUAAUUGAGUUUCAUGUUAAUGGGGAGGGUAUUACUACUUUAAUAGGAAAAUGAGGAGAAACACCAACAUCCAUUAAAAAGAAAAAGAAGGAGGCAAUGACAGCAGGGGGGAAAAAAAGGUGUUCGACUGAAAAUGUGUAUACACCUUUAGUUUUGCAUGGGCGCAUGUUGCAUUCAUGAAUCAUGCAUGAUUGACCAUUCAGUCAUAGAUUUAAAAAAAAAAAAAAAAAAGUAUAUUUUUAUCCACUUCAGUGUUUAUGGGUGGCUCUCAACUUUUGAGGUGCUUAUUAAUCAUGUUUUGGUAAAUCCAGACAUUUAAAUGUGCCUAUUUGUGCUUUUUAUUGAUUUAAAUAUUUAUUUUGAAUAAGAAAAAACCAAAGCUGAGAGAAAUUGUGUCACAGUAUACAAUGAAACAUUAUCUCAGCUAUCAGGUUUUCUUUCCUUUUAUCUUCCAGAUCCUAGAGGCACCUAUACUUUAAUUCGUUUCUAUCCGUUUCCCAGUCUGACCACUCGUGCCCACUGAAAGAGCAAAGGAAGGCUGCCCAAUCUCAUCCCACAGUAUUUUUCAGCUCUAAGCUAGGUUGACAUUUUUAUAUAUGGCAAUGACCCCAACCCCCUCCGUGAGCCCCCCACUUCCUCCAACCCCCGUUGUGUAAAUAGUUAUUUUCCUAUGUGGUGCAUGUUUGAGCAAACGAGGUACAGUACUUUGCACUAUGUUUACUGCGUCAAAUAUGUACCACUUUAGCUGACUUGCAAGCUUUUGACAGGUAAUAUGCUGUAUUCUGUAUCAUACAUUUUGUGGAGGCUGUCACUGAUGCAUGCUUAUGUUGCCAAUCUGGUGUUCCUUCCACUGUCCAGACGUCUUCAGAUUUGGGAAGCCAUGUCAGUGGUAGAGUGAAACAAAUCAUUUAACAAGACCUCAUUUUUUUCAUUUCAUUGAGCAAUAGAUUGCUGCUUUUCUUUUUUUUUUUUGGUUCUUUUUACUGAAAAAAAAAACACAUAAAAAGUCUUUCUUUUCUAAAUUUUACUUUUCUGUUUCAAGUUACUACUUUCUUCUGUAUAGCAAGCCUGUACAGAACACACUGUAAACUGCUAAAAUGAUGUAGUUAAAUGUUACUAGAUGUGAAUAUAAAUAUUGUAAAAUAUUCAUUUUAUUUAUACUUUAGCUUUUUUUUGUGUACAUAAACGUAUGUUAAGACAGAAAACGGAACACAAAACAACAGGCUUCAGGUUCACACCGUAGCCGGUGAAGUUUAUUUAGUCUCACGGCACUUUUUUUCAUUCAAGAACUUCUCAAAAUAAAAUGGUAUAUGGACAACUUUAGAUUUUUUUUAAACUUUAUUUUGCACAUUGUUCUUUGAGAGAGAUUUAUUUCAACGUGUAAAUUCAGAGCACCGUUUACUUGAUUCUGCAUAGUGAUAUUCUAGAUUGAGAAGUGAGCUUACGUCUGAAUCUAAAGCGCUGUCUGCAUAAGGAGACAUCUUAAGAAAAGCCCACUUCCUCACAGAGUCCUGGAUUCAUCCCCGUUUUUGUUUACAUGGAUUUUUGAAAUAUAAAUAUAUAUAUAUAUAUAUAUAAAAUAUAAUUUUGUACAUUUAUUCAUUCUGCACUAUAACGUACCAUAACUGGAAUAUGGUUUCACAAUUUUUUUUUUUUGUUUGUUUGUUUACACAAGAACAAAGAAGAUAUUCUGCUACACCUCAAAAAAAGUAAUUUGUGUUUCUCGCACAAGUAAAAGCAUCCCAUUGGCACAAUGUUUUCCUCUGCUUUUCGGUUUCUAGUGUAUUAGUGAACUGCAUGCAGGCUAAUGCUAUUACCCUAUCUAUAAUGGUAACAUACAUUAUAAAAAGCCAAAAGAAUAAAGACUAUGUUUUUUAUUGUACCUCA